Molecule: messenger RNA, 3000 nt
Organism: Adineta steineri
Lineage: Eukaryota; Metazoa; Rotifera; Eurotatoria; Adinetida; Adinetidae
Source: the annotation of a GenBank genome assembly
AUGCUGAUGAUACAUCCGGAUGAUGAAAUUUUCGUUGUUUUUUCGAAUUAUGGAUAUGAAAAACGUUUUCUUAUUCAAGUCGAUAGCGAUAUUUUAUUUAAACAUUGUGGUUUCUCGAAUUGUGCUAACGCUUUCAAUUAUUUGAAUUGUAAAUACGAAGGAAAAGAUGGUGACAAGAUGAAUCGUUUUCAUCUUCAAAAAACAUGGUUUCUUUGGCGCCUUGGACAAUUUUGUGCAACCGAAAACUUCCGUAUGCCUGUUCCGGAUCAGCAAGAUUUUCAUACGACGCUUCUCGAUAUAUUACCAGAUAUUAGAGAUUUGUUUACUAGAAAAUGGGGUAGAAAAGACUAUCAUAAAUAUUGUAAAGGACCAUGUAGCGCUACUAUAGUUCUGGAUGGACAUCAAAAAGCAACAAGAAGAGUUUGUGCAAUAAAAAAUAUAUUUAUUUCUAGCAUCGAUGGAUCUAUUCGUGACGUCAAAGUAGGAUGUUCUGCUACACCUGCAUAUAAGAGUAAAAGAUGUCGUGAACAUUUAUCAACGAACAAUGAUGAUAACAAUGAUACACCAGAAGAUAUAAACACACAAUUUCCUCAUGUUCGUCGUCUACAUAGAAAAAAACGAAGAAUUCAGAGAGUUCGAUUUCAUCUUCGUUGUAAAACAUUAAAAUCGUUACAGUACAAACGCAUAUUGCAUCGUACAUCUGGUAUCGUGGCAGCAGCUUAUAAUUGCGGAUUUAUCUGUAGCAUUUAUGAAUUAUUUGGAUAGGUAGUUAAGAAUAGUACUCUUGUACAUCACAAACAAACGAAUACUGUUUGGGAAUAUUUGGGUACAUAUGCUCAAACAGAUGAUACUAUUAAUUUUAUUCUAGAAAUUCCAGUAUUUCAGUUCAUGUGUGAUGUUUUUCCGAUUUCAAUGGCUUUCGCUAUGAAGGCUUGCACACAAUAUCGAACUCGUCUUUUAGAGAACGGAAGUGCACGUCGAUUGACGGAAUUAGUUGAGGCACGUGUUGGACAACGAGACAAACGACAAAUAGGAGAAUUUGCCUUAGGCGCAUUCGCUACUUAUAGUGGAUAUAGAAUUAUCGGUGAUCUUUUUGGAGGAAAGAAUGAUGAAAUAAUAGAACGAUUAGAUAGAAGUGAAAGCUUUCAAAAACACCAAGAAACAUUAGAUGAUGCACUAAUUACAUCGAUUUUAUCGUUAGAAGAUAAUAAUCUAGUUAUGUUGAAAAGUUUCAAGAACUUGUUUGAUAGUGUGAAUGAAACACGUUCUUUGAUUUAUAAUUUGUUAAAGAUGUCAUUAAGAGAGCAGGGAACUUUUACAGGUUGGGCAAAAUUUUCUUUGAAAAGUGAAAUGCGUAGACACUAUGAACAAAUAGUGGCUGCAUUUACAAGAGUUGGAAAUCAUGAUUUGAAUCUCGAGAUGUUUUCUCCAGAACAGAGAACAUUCGUUCACGAGUUUUUGUGGCAUCGCAUUCAAAAACUUCUGCCAGAAAAUUUUUCGAUUUCUUUAGCUCAGUUUGUGCCUAAUCUUUUAGUGCAACAGAUAAUAUCUUUUUCUCAAGUGAAUGAAAGUGAAAUUGUAUACGAAUUGAAAGAAGAUGAUUUUAAUUUUGUUGUUGAAAUCGACUCACAUGAUAUUGUUACUAGGAAUGAAACAAUUGACCUUGAUUCGAUACUUCCAAAAAUUGUAGGACAUGCACGAAUUGAAAAUUUUUUUGGUAUUCCGACAAAUUUCUCUCAUAAAAAAAUGGAUCUGUUUAAGAUAACACGUCUACCAAUGUUUGUUGAGGGAAAAAAAGCUGUGUAUAUAGCAAAUCUUCCUCAAUAUUUAUCGUUAGCUGAAGAUGGAAGCUCCUCGGAGUGGUCUGAGCAUAAGGAUCGAAAGUGCACAGUUGAUGAACAAUCAAAAUAUAUGUUUUGUUCUGUUCCAUUGCCUGUAUUUAGUUCUAUUCAAAAUGCUUGUCUAAGGUCCAUAAUAUUGAAUAUAUCAACAACUGAUUGCUUAAGAGAAACAGUUGAUUUAUCAUCUCCUUAUGUUCUUAAAUUAGCACCUAAUAUACAUGCAAUUAGCGUCUACACAUCGUUACAAUGUUUUGAAAAAGGUGACAAAAUAAAAAAAAAUGUGUUCAGUAAUGUAACGAAAGUAGCUAUUAUUAAAACUCAUUGCAAUAGUUAUAUAUCCUGUGGUGCGCUUGAUUUUCAAUCACUAGGAGGCGUUUGUGAUAGAGUUGAAAGCUACGUAUUCACUUUUAAUACUAGUUAUGAACAUAUAUAUAGACUUGACAAAUCAGUAAAUCCCGUUGACGUUGAAAUCAAUGAUUUAAAAGGGAUAAUGGAUAUUUCCUCUUUAAUCGAUUCAGCUCUUGCACAAAAAAGUCAGUUAAAAAAUGCUCAGCUCGAAUUUCAGUCAAAUAUACACCGUGUGAUAAAAACAAAACUUUGGCCUAAAGUUUUGAUAGGAAUUUUUCUUUUUAUUCUUAUUGUAAUCAUCAGUAUUAUUGCUUAUGCAUCUAAACUUUUUUUGAAGAAAAUUACAUGUGUCAGCAGCUGUCGAAAACUAAUUGAUUUUUUAAUUCAUAUAUGUUUUAAAAGAAAAAAGUGUCAAGUUGCUAAUUCAUUACUUGAUAUAGACGGUGAUAUUAUAUCCAUUGCAGAAAAUGAUACAUCGUAUGACAAUGUACAUCACGAUAAAAAAACUAUUGAACAAUAUCAACCCCUCUUGAACAGAGCUGUUUGUAAUAAUCUGCUUGUUCAUCCAUUGCAAUUAAGUCGCACUACUAAAGAACUAUCGUCUUUUAGUCCACCGACAAUACUUGAAUCUAUCCCCUUGGAAACAUUGAUUGACUCAUCCGAUGUCUUGUCAACCAAUAUCUCAUAUAGAAAACCUUAUCCACCACCAAGAAAAAUUUAUAAUAAUAUUCGAGGAUCUAUCGAUUUGACACCGAAUCAUUCGAGCACUACUUCCGGAGAAUACUUUGAAGACCAUGUUAGUUUGAAUUAA